Messenger RNA from Striga asiatica, 1057 nucleotides. The record is from the annotation of a GenBank genome assembly. Lineage: Eukaryota; Viridiplantae; Streptophyta; Magnoliopsida; Lamiales; Orobanchaceae.
AUUUUUUGAAAAUUUUUGAGAAUUUAUGAGAAUGUGUUGAUUAUUCCAAAGCAAACUGUGCUAACUGCAUAUAUAUAAUUAAAACCCCUCAAAACACACACACUACACACUAUCUCAAGUGGCACAACAACAAUGGGUAGCUCGUCGUCCGAGGAUGAGGAGGAGGCCUUAUUCCCGAACUACCCCUACGCCCUAUACUUUGUCAAGAGCCCGUCCACCGCCUCCCAUGCUGACGUGUACAGCUCCAAAUCGUGGUCUGAUUCAGGCGGGGGAUGGUGGUUUCGGUAUUUUACGUUUGGUUAUUUUGAUUCGGGUUGUUGGGUCCUGCUGCAGUUGGGGUGGAGGUUUUUGCUGAGUUUGGCCAUUGCUCUCAUUGUUUUCUACAUUGCUGCCAACCCACCACCUCCUAAUAUUUCUCUUCAGAUAGUUGGCUUCCGGCAAUUCAGAUUAGGUGAGGGAGUGGAUGGGUCAGGCGUCACCACCAAAUUACUAAGCUGCAAUUGCUCAAUAGACCUAAUUGUUGAUAACAAUUCCAAGCUCUUUGCCCUUCACAUCCAUCCUCCACUUAUGGAAAUAUCAUUUGGCCAUCUACCUUUUGCAAUGUCACAGAGCAAAGAAUUGUAUGCAGGAAGUAAUGAUAUAACAUUGUUCAGAUUAAAUGUUGGGACAAGGAAUAAGCCAUUGUACGGAGCAGGUAGAAACAUGCAAGACCUGCUACAAUCUGGUGAGGGUCUGCCUUUGGUGGUUAGGGUGGGCUUCACAUCAAGCUUUCAUGUUGUUUGGGGGCUUAUUGUUUCAAAAUUUCACCAUGAAGCCCAAUGUUUAGUGGUUCUCAGCAAUAAAUAUGAUAAGAAACACAAGACCCAAGUUUAUAACAGCACUUGUAUGGUUUAUUCAUAGCAUUUAGCAAUGGGGAACUAUCUAUUUAAACAUUUAUAUUCCAAACAGUACUUUUUCCAUAUACUAUCAUGAUAUCAUCUAGUUAUGUUGAUUUUAAUUUGUACUAAAUGUAUACUACACAUUUAUAAUCUCAAUAGUUUAUUAUUAUAGAUUCGAU